Molecule: messenger RNA, 555 nt
Organism: Clunio marinus
Lineage: Eukaryota; Metazoa; Arthropoda; Insecta; Diptera; Chironomidae
Source: the annotation of a GenBank genome assembly
AUGCGUGGAGGUGGUGUAGCUUUAUAUGUUAAAGAGGGAAUUAAAGCUAAAAUAAUUAAUAAGAGCCGAUCGAAUUCUAAAAUUGAAUACUUAUUCAUCGAAAUCAUGGGUGCAAAUAAUGCUAAAAUUUGUGUUGGGGUUGUUUCAUUUUUCGUGUAUGGAGUUCGCCAAUGGAACUCACUGCCCGGUGACCUUAGGUCGAUCAGUGCCAUGUCUGCAUUCCGUAUUUAUGAGUUCUGCGACUUAGCUCGAAAGUUGCAUUGUGAUCAUGGAUUCAAUCGAAAUACUUUACCAGAUUGGAUGUGCUUGAUUCAAGCUGAAAGCAGUUACAAUAGCAAAGCUGUUGGGCCUCCUAAUAAUGAUGGAUCGCGAGAUUAUGGACUCUGGCAAAUCAAUGAUAGAUAUUGGUGUAAAAAUGAACUUCUUGAUGAUAAUUUAGCAGAUGAUGUGGUGUGUGUUAGAAAAAUUCAUCAGCGCCAUGGUUAUAAUGCAUGGUAUGGAUGGAUAAAAAGUUGCAAAGGGAAGGCGCUCCCAAAUACAGAAAAAUGUUUUUAA